AUGACAGGAAUUGCAUAUCAAUAUUCUCUGGAAUUCAGAGACAACAGUGAAGAGCCAAAGGACUUGAACUUUGAUAGUGAUAAUUUUUAUAACCCAGAAAAUAGCGAUUAUGAAUCAUUAGAGAAAAGAGAACAUUUUUUCAUAGAAAUUAGCCAAGUCAUAAAAAACAAUGAGGCCAUCAAACCAGAAAUAUUCUGCAAUGUGCUCUCAUCAGAAAUCUCUGCAGUGAGACUUUUACUUCUCUACAAAAAAAAAUACUUUAAGCAAAAUGAAGUUUUGAUAUUUAAGCAGGAAGGCUCAAAAAAAUUUCUCAUUUUCUGGCCAAUAACAAUGCUCACUGGGUUUUAA
Messenger RNA from Phycomyces blakesleeanus NRRL 1555(-), 348 nucleotides. RefSeq lists its product as hypothetical. NCBI's taxonomy places the organism in Eukaryota, Fungi, Mucoromycota, Mucoromycetes, Mucorales, Phycomycetaceae. The transcript has 2 exons. Bases 1 to 348 code for a protein of 115 amino acids. The record is from RefSeq and is a predicted model, not a curated record.